Messenger RNA from Erythranthe guttata (spotted monkey flower), 1753 nucleotides. The record is from RefSeq and is a predicted model, not a curated record. Lineage: Eukaryota; Viridiplantae; Streptophyta; Magnoliopsida; Lamiales; Phrymaceae.
UUCCCUAAAUCAUCAAGAAAAUGGAGUCGCACACCACACGACAUGGAAGAUCGAAGCUAUCUCAAUCGAUAACAUGCUAAUAUCCACUUACAGAAGUUAAAGAAAGAAAAAGAAAAUAUCAAUGGGAGCUAGAUUGAGUUUAAACAACCACAAAACGAGCCGGAGUGAGCAACUCGAUGCCUCUCAAAAUGAGGCAUGUAAGAGACGAAAGAAAUCUACUAGUUUCUGGGAAGAAAAUACCCGAUUGAUUCCUAGUCUUCCCGACGAAAUAUCGAUUCAGAUUCUCGCCAGGCUGCCAAGGAUGUAUCAUUUCAAUGCAAAACUCGUUUCGAGGACAUGGAAAUCCACUCUAACGAGCGUAGAGUAUUACAAGCUGAGGAAAGAACUCGGCACAACAGAGGAAUGGCUAUACGUAUUGACCAAGCUCGACGGUGAAAAGCUCGUGUGGCAUGCGAUGGACCCCGUUUCUUGUAUAUGGCAGCGUUUGCCGUUGAUGCCAAAUAUUGCUUCUGAAGACGGAAUCAGGAGAGGAUUAUCCGGUUUUCGACUGUGGAAUCUUGCCAUUAGGGGCUUGUUUGGGAGGAGAGACGCGUUGGAAGAAAUCCCGUUUUGUGGCUGUGCCAUCUCAUCCGUUGACAGCUGUCUCUACGUCAUUGGUGGGUUCUGCAGGGCUUCAGCCAUGAACGCCACCUGGCGCUACGAUCCAGUUUCGAACGCUUGGAGCGAAGUGGCCCCCAUGUCCAUUAACAGAGCCUAUUGUAAAACGGGUGUGUUGAACAACAAGCUCUACGUUGUGGGGGGUGUUACGCGGGGGAGGGGGGCGCUGGCCCCCCUCCAGUCGGCGGAGGUUUUCGACCCCCGUUCGGGUGUGUGGACGGAGUUACCCAGCAUGCCGUUUUUGAAAGCGCAGGUUCUACCUACCGCCUUUCUUACCGAUCUUCUCAAACCUAUUGCAACUGGGAUGACAUCAUAUAGGGGGAAAUUAUACGUACCUCAAAGUUUGUAUUGCUGGCCGUUUUUCGUUGACGUUGGGGGUGAGGUUUAUGACCCGGAAACAAACUCGUGGGCGGAUAUGCCAGCUGGCAUGGGGGAGGGGUGGCCCGCGAAACAGGCGGGCACUAAGUUAAGUGCUGUUGUUGAUGAGGAAUUGUACGCUUUGGAUCCUUCGAGUUCGCUCGAUAGUGCUAGGAUCAAAGUUUACGAUCAAGAAGACGAUUCUUGGAAAACGAUUGAAGGAGAUGUGCCUGUUAGUGACCUGGCGGAUUCCGAGUCGCCGUAUUUGCUGGCCAGUUUUCUCGGGAAGUUGCAUGUGAUUACUAAAGAUGUGAAUCGUAAUAUAUUGGUUAUGCAGGCUGAUAGGAGGAACGAGGUUAAUCUUGACCCAUCUACUUCGUCGGAUAGUUUGGGGGAAUCUUUGGUGGAUCUUUCCGGAAAGGUAUCGGUGUCGGAAUCUUCGGGGAAUAUUUGGAAAGUUAUUGCUACUAGGAGUGCUGGAUCUGCAGAGCUGGUUAGCUGUCAGAUUCUUGAUAUCUAGCUUCUCUGCUGCAUGGAAAAGGUGAGUUAACGAGCGAUCGACGGGAUUUACGAUUAUUGUAUAGUCGGGUUUUAUUUGAGCAGUAAAUAUAUGUUGUUGAAAUGUUUGAUUUUUGUCCAUAUAAAUAAAUAUACUGUCUUGUUGAGAUGGAAAACUGAUAUGUUGCUUUUGAAUAUCUGGGAGAGUGUGUUGCUAUAUUCAUGGAUUUUUAUUUCUACU